UUGCCGUUGUCGGAGCGUCUGUUCAGUUUUCAAACAAAAACACAUUGUAACAUUUCCCGUUCCUUUAGUUUUCCUACAGUACACAGUGUACAACCAAGUGGAGGAUGAAAUUAGAAGAGUUGAAUUUAAUGAAAUACGGAGAUUUGUGGAAGAUUGCCAAGAAGAAGUUAAACAUUACCCGUCGUAUGUCAAAGGAAAAACUUAUAAAGAAACUGCUCCAAGAGCACGAAAAUCAUCUUUCAGAUGAACGCUUCAUAUCGGCCGAUGAGAGUACAGACAAUUCCACUGUAGACUCUGAAGUGUUGCAAGACUCAGUCCCAAGACGUGGUAGAAAACGUGGCAAACAGCAGAAUGAAGAACAGAAAAAAACAUUACCUGUUACCAAAAAAGCAAAGAAAGGGUCAGUUGAGCAUGCCUUAAAUUCCACAUUUUCAGUAGAUGAGGAGGAAAAUGGAUAUCAGAAAGCCAAAAAUGUCGUAGAUUCAACUUUGAUAAAGGAACCACAAGGAACCAUUUCCAGAACUUUGAGAGGAAGGAAACAAGCUUAUUUGACUGAAGAAUCUUCAGCUAAUGAAUCAGAAAAUGAUAAAGUUUCUACAAGAAAGAUAAAAAAGUCAAGAAAGGUUGAUCCAAAGAACCAGACCUCUGCUAAUUCAGAAGAUGAAAAGAGUGUGAUGGGAAAAACUCAAUCAUCCGCCUCCGGAGAUUUUGUCUUGAAAUCACCAGCUCAAGAAUUAGAGCUUGAACAAAUUCCGAAAAGGAAGCUGAAAAAAUCAGCAAGCGCAGCAGUACGGUAUGUCAGCGAAGAAUCAGAGACCGAGAAGGUGCCUGCAAAGAGAACAAGGAGUUCUAGUAAAGCUGAGUCCUCUGAGCAAACAGAGCUGACGCCUAAUGUUGCAAAUGACGAUGAAUCGCACUUAGUUGAAUCAGUAGCGCAAAACGAAACGAAAGGCAACGACAGACUUACGACAAGUUUUGUUGUUUCUUCAGAAACGAAACCAACAGUGUCGACCCCUUCAGUGGUUACUGGGAAAAAAGCUUUGCUACUGAGGACGUCAAGUCAUCCAGUAAGAAGUCGAACUACAAUUUCUAGCACUCCAGCUAAAACAACCGUCACGUCUACUGGCAGCGCCAAAAAGGUGUUCACGACCAAUGGUGAAACCACCCACACCCCGAAACUCGGCAAACCCAAAGCGGCGCCCAAUUUCGCCGAGAUCCACCAAAAGAAUUUUUUGAAAAUGCAGUCGGUCGACGAGUACGUGGAGAAGAAACGCAACAGGACUGAAACUAUGUCUGCAAGCGUUAAAACUGUUUGCGCCAAGUCCGUGCUGAGCAACGUUACUCCACAAGCUACAGCGCCGGUGCCUCCUAAGAGCAGAGCUGCAAUGCAAAUCGUUGGCACAACGCCCGUAUCAAAAGAUAUUAAAUUUAACUUCGUCUCAGGAUUACAAAAGCCCGUUUUCACGGCCAAGGGUCAAGUGGUCAACGGAAAGCAACGAGUGAUGGCCACAGUCAAGGAAAACCUCCACAACGCGUCGCAAAUUUCAGCCGUGACGGCAACGACGACAGCUGCUAAAGGCAAGAGGAAAGCAUCUAUGCUGAACGUGUCGAGAGAAAUAAACGCAUCCAAACUGUCACUGGCCGGCAAACAAAUUCUGAAAGGUGUCAGGACAAACAGACGUUUCGAAUUGCAAAUGCAACACCGUAACAUGAAAAACUAACGAGGGAAAAAAGAAAAACAUAUUUAGACGUUGGCGUCAGAGUAUCUGCCCAGCUGAUCCGUUAGCGACAAAAUUUUCCGACUUAAUCUAGCGUUAUGCUCUUUUAAAAAAUGAAUAGCUUCGGCCUGUUUUUCCAGUAACGUGUCGUCUGGCGUUUCCCUAAAAAGUUCAAGAAUUUGAAUAUACAAUUUUUAAUCAUCA
Molecule: messenger RNA, 1922 nt
Organism: Daphnia carinata
Lineage: Eukaryota; Metazoa; Arthropoda; Branchiopoda; Diplostraca; Daphniidae
Exons: 4
Coding region: 105-1721 (538 amino acids)
Biological process (GO): mitotic cytokinesis; establishment of mitotic spindle localization
Cellular component (GO): spindle; microtubule
Source: RefSeq, a predicted model, not a curated record